GAUCUUUCCAGUCGCAUGCCGAGCGUGGAGACGUAUCAUGUCUAACGAUUCUGCUGAUUACAACAGCGACCAUGUGGGGCCAGAUGGAAUGGAGCCAGAUGGUGUCAUCGAGAGCAACUGGAAUGACAUUACGGACAACUUUGAUGAUAUGAACCUGAAGGAGACUCUUCUCCGGGGAAUUUAUGCAUAUGGUUUUGAGAAGCCUUCAGCCAUUCAACAGAGGGCUAUUAUCCCUUGCAUUAAAGGCUAUGAUGUCAUUGCUCAAGCCCAGUCAGGCACUGGCAAGACGGCCACGUUUGCCAUCUCUAUCUUGCAGCAGCUGGACAUAGAGCAGAAGGAGACUCAGGCUCUGGUCUUGGCUCCCACCAGAGAGCUGGCUCAGCAGAUUCAGAAGGUCAUUCUGGCUCUUGGCGACUAUAUGGGGGCAACCUGCCACGCCUGCAUUGGAGGGACCAAUCUCCGCAGUGAGAUCCAGAAGCUUCAGGCCGAGGCCCCGCACAUAGUUGUUGGCACACCGGGUCGAGUGUAUGACAUGCUCAACAGGAGACAUCUGUCCCCAAAAUGCAUCAAGAUGUUUGUUCUGGAUGAAGCUGAUGAGAUGUUGAGUCGAGGUUUCAAAGAUCAGAUAUAUGAGAUCUUCCAGAAACUGAGUACAAACAUUCAGGUUGUGCUGCUAUCUGCCACCAUGCCUACAGAUGUGCUAGAGGUGACUAAGAAGUUCAUGCGGGACCCCAUCCGCAUCCUGGUGAAGAAAGAAGAGCUUACCCUUGAGGGUAUUAAGCAGUUCUACAUAAAUGUGGAGCGGGAGGAGUGGAAGCUGGACACCCUGUGUGACCUCUACGAGACUCUGACUAUUACACAGGCUGUGAUCUUCCUCAACACUAGAAGAAAAGUGGACUGGCUGACUGAGAAGAUGCAUUCAAGAGACUUCACAGUUUCUGCCCUGCAUGGUGAUAUGGACCAGAAGGAGCGUGACGUCAUUAUGAGGGAGUUUAGGUCUGGCUCAAGCAGAGUGUUGAUCACUACUGAUCUGCUGGCUCGGGGGAUCGAUGUGCAACAAGUGUCCCUAGUCAUCAACUAUGACCUACCUACCAACCGAGAGAACUACAUUCACAGAAUUGGUCGCGGUGGCCGCUUUGGCAGAAAGGGAGUUGCUAUUAACUUUGUUACUGAAGAGGACAAGAGGAUUCUGCGCGACAUUGAGACAUUUUACAAUACUACAGUGGAGGAGAUGCCCAUGAAUGUGGCUGACCUCAUUUGAGCCUUUUGGUUUUCCUUUAUAAAACGCAGUGAUAAUUGACUGUACACUUUCAUUGUGCUUAUUAUUCCAGGGGGUGAGGGAGCGAUGCUAAACCUUGGAUCAGAAUAUUUCCGUCAGGGGAUUUGUAUGGUAGUCCCUCUUGGACAAUUGUAGACUUUGAACCGUCAUGGUUUUGGCUGGUUGAAGCUACAAAGCCAUGGGGUCUGUAAUUGUGGUCCUUUUCAGGCAUUUCUUUUCAUGUUCUAUUAUAAUGCAUGUAUUCGAUGUGCUCCACCAUUUAGUAACCUACCUGUGGACUAAAAGGUAUAAGUGCUGUAUAAAGUCUGCAAAUUCUGUUAUGCUAACAUGUGCGAUGUGUUGUGAGCCUGCUUACCAGGGGUACUUGCCACAGUAUUAUAUAUUAUAGUAGAUUUUAUAUUUGCUUUUUUGUGAAUCUAUUUAAAUGUAUUGUUUUCAUCCUUCUUGCUGUCAGGAUUUCUCAGUUUGGCCAUAGUUUGAUGGGGUUUCGCUCAUGAUAGAUUAUAUUAGCAUUUUCAGGUAUAUACACACACACACCUCCCCUGUACUACUUUUCAGAUCUCCUCUCAAAUUGUAUGAAUGUCUUAAUAAAUGAAAAUUGCUGUUAAA
Messenger RNA from Phycodurus eques (leafy seadragon), 1888 nucleotides. It is a transcript of the gene eif4a2, whose product is annotated as eukaryotic translation initiation factor 4A2. The record is from RefSeq and is a predicted model, not a curated record. Gene Ontology annotation, biological process: cytoplasmic translational initiation. Gene Ontology annotation, molecular function: translation initiation factor activity; RNA helicase activity; ATP binding. Lineage: Eukaryota; Metazoa; Chordata; Actinopteri; Syngnathiformes; Syngnathidae. The transcript is spliced from 11 exons. Gene Ontology annotation, cellular component: cytoplasmic stress granule. The coding region runs from base 38 to 1261 and encodes 407 amino acids.